AUGCAGCCCCUAGAUCUCCCCCCGGGAGGUGGGGAUGGCCCGGGAGGGGCAUCUACCCUACCCGAGGAGCCUACUGUGCCUCGUCCAGGUAGAGCCUGCGCGUCGACGGAAAGCGACGAGAGUCGAAUGACUCAGCCGGUGGAAGAGGCAAGGCCGGGCGCCAGCAUAUCGGCCUUACUACCGCUUCCAGGGGCCAUCCAGGAGGAUUCACAGGGACCGACGGCUGAUGACGACCACCCCAUGCUCGGUGACGAAGGCAUGCCGAUUGGAUGCCUUGGCACAGCCGGUCCAUUUGGUGACAGGUCCAACGGGACCGCGCCACCGGCAGCUCCUGAGCCCGACCCCACGGACGGCCAGUCGCCCUCCCCUCAUCCGCGACAGGCCCCCAUCCGGCGGGUUUCGUCAGAGGCCAUGUUUUCUGCUUUGGUUGGGGACAUGAAGGAAUCACCGAAUGUCGGACACGUCGAGGCCUGGAUCCAAACGAUCAGGCAGCUUUUCGCGGAGGCCUACGCGACAGUCCCAGUUCUUUCCGAGGAGCUGCCGGCGGAUAGAAAACGUUUCCCGACUUUGAGUGAAGCCGAAGCUACCAGUCUACUAGGCUUUUUUUGA
Messenger RNA from Peronospora matthiolae, 609 nucleotides. NCBI's taxonomy places the organism in Eukaryota, Oomycota, Peronosporomycetes, Peronosporales, Peronosporaceae. The record is from the annotation of a GenBank genome assembly.